This is a messenger RNA of Exophiala mesophila, 2433 nucleotides long. RefSeq lists its product as uncharacterized. NCBI's taxonomy places the organism in Eukaryota, Fungi, Ascomycota, Eurotiomycetes, Chaetothyriales, Herpotrichiellaceae. The record is from RefSeq and is a predicted model, not a curated record. The coding region runs from base 317 to 2191 and encodes 624 amino acids. The transcript has 2 exons.
CCUGGCACCACCUGGGAUCUGGCUGAGCCGGAUGUGUUUGCUUGUUGGCAAUCCUUCUCCCUUGUUUGGCUCUGAUGGACGGCUAAUAUUGACCAUCCUACGUCAGAGUCAUUGCUGACACCCCCGAGUCAGCCGCAACCUACAUGAGUGCCCGUCUUUCCUCAACACCUCGAAAAUGAAUGGCAUUUAUGACUAUUCUCUUAUCUAAAUCAACCUAGAAUGGGUCAAAGACCUCGCCAAAGCCCUGUUCGAGUACGAUUGGAAAUUCCCUGUUGAGCCAUCGGCUAUUUUCUCAGGCUACCAGUCACCGUUCAACAUGUCGGUCGUACCUCAUCAUGGCGGCCUUUUCCCGCUUACUCAAUCGAUAUAUAUCCUUCUCGCUUUGACAUGUCCUUCCCUCUCCAGUCCCUCUCAGGAAAUACCUCUGUGUGUACCGAGUCCUUCCGCGAUCUGCCCUCCACGAGCACCUCCGCAGACAGGUGACAAGGUGGGAUCCGUCGAAGUCCGGCCGGAACCUGUCCUGUCAGUGAUUGAGCACGUUAAUUGUGCAUAUGAGCAAGACACGGCGCCUUCCCAGGAGGGAGAGGAGAUGAAGGCAGUCAAGACCAAGACAACGAUCGGGCUGCUGUCUACGAUCAUCUCGUACAUGUGCUUAAACAGUCUCGCUAGAGCCACACACCCGGAAGCAUUCAUUUGGCAGGAUGAGGAUAGAGAAGAGGCGACAUGGAUGGCGACAUCCAGAUCAUGGUUGGAUCGCAAGUCGUGCCGAUGGCUCGGCAUCUGUGGUGGCCGACAUAUGACAUUCAUCGGAGAGCUAGACCGGUUUGGACAUGACCCAAAACCACCACAGGAAGAGGAAAAAAAUCCAGAUGACACACCAGACUGGGAUUGGCAAAAUGCGUGGACGGAAGGCAAUGACAGACCCGAAGACUGGUCCGAUGACGAGCGAGUCCUGAGAGAAGUACCCGAUUACGUCUUGGAAUAUGCUCCCUUGGUACACCUCUACUCUGGCGAGCAAUUUUGGCCUUGCGACAUUGCCGAACACCUGUAUCAUAUUACUCCAGCGUUGAACUACACUCCACUCCAAUCGGAGCAGACACACCCGACACUCAUGAAUCUGGAUCGGCUCAACCACUGGCAGAAUGGGCGAUGGGUGUUCCUGACCAGCAAUGACGAUGUCGAAGAGCGCCCCGAAUGGCUCGAAGGAGAGAAAAACAUUCCCAACGCUCCUUCCAACCCCGAUGACACCUUCGAAGACAACGAUGGCUGGGUCCAUCGACCUGGGAGGACAUAUGUCCAGGGUGUCAAAGACGCCAUGAAAGAUCUCAAGCAAUGGUUUAGUUCCGACCUGGUUGACACCGAAGAGGACGACCAGGCUUUCAGGGCGACCCGGUUUGGCAAAACAGAUAACUCUCGAGUCUUCCCAGCAGAACAUCAGGAAAUGAAGCGGUCCCAGUCGACCAUAGAAGACGGAGGCAGGAUCCGAGGGGGCCGGAGUGAUGCCCCUGCCAUUUUGAUCACUGUCAACAAGGGACAUGGCAUUGUCGAUGCUUUCUGGUUCUUCUUUUAUAGCUUCAACCUGGGCAAUGUCGUGUUGAAUGUUCGAUUCGGAAAUCACGUGGGUGAUUGGGAACAUACGGCGGUACGAUUCCAGCAUGGUGAACCCAAGGCGGUAUUCUUUAGUGAGCACAAUUUUGGAUCCGCCUACAGUUAUGCUGCAGUGGAGAAGUUGGGGAAGAGGCCGGUCAUCUACUCAGCUUACGGCACACACGCCAUGUACUCAACACCGGACACUCACCCUUACAUUCUCCCAUGGGGAAUACUUCACGACCUCACAGACCGGGGACCUCUUUGGGACCCAGCGUUGAACGCACAUGCUUAUACUUACGACCACAAGAACGACACACUACGUUCUUCUAACCUCACACCAGAGGCCCCCAUCGGCUGGUUCGAUUUUGCAGGCCAUUGGGGAGACAAGUUUUACCCGCUGAGCGACAAACGACAAUAUCGAUUUGCUGGUCAAUACCACUACGUAAAUGGGCCCUUGGGACCAAAGUUCAAAGAUCUCGCACGGAAGAAGAUCUGCCCUGGUGGAGAUUCUUCUCCAUGCGUGAUUAAAAACUGGCUGGCUGGAUCAGACAAGAUUGGACGCUUGCAUCUGACGAACGAAGACGGAGAGAACGCCUGGUGAUUGAGCUCGAUGAGACACUCGUUACCUACGUGAGGAAUGCUUUCUAGCACGCUAGCUACUAGCAUCAUGAUACCCAAGAUUUGGAUUGGCGCGUUUGCAUACUGAUUUGUGGAUGGGCACGAGCCCGAGGACGAAGAUAUGCAGUCAUGUCUCCAUUCUCACUUUCCUGUAUUUAGUAGACAUGUUAAGUUGCAAUGACUGGAAUGUAUGAAUUCUGAAUCCCAUAUCUGGGGACGUCAGUU